AUGCCCCGCGCUAAAUCCUCAAGGCUCGCACCAGAGACUAACAGCACCCAGGUUGACGACGAAGACUCAGACGAGGACCCAAGAUACCCGAGACAAAGGCGCAAUAAUGACGAAUCUGCUGAAGAAGAAGGAUCUGAAAAUGGUGCUGUGGACGCCGAAGCGAGCGCAGAAGACCAACUUUCGAAGAAACUGGUGCGAUAUGCGCUGGCCUGCGAAUUUUCGCGAACGCCUAUCCGUCGAGAUGGUAUCAAGGAGCGAGAUCAGGGUAGAGCAUUUAGGAAAGUAUUCGACCUAGCGCAACAACAGCUCCGCCUCGUCUGGGGCAUGGAGCUGCGAGAACUCGCAUCCGGCUCCCAAGCAAAAAGCAGCUCAGGCGUCUACGUCCUAUCCUCGACCCUUCCCUCCCAAUACCGCUCCCCGACCAUCCUCGCCCCCUCAAAAGCGCCGAGCACCGACGCCGAAGCAUCGUAUGUGGGCUUCUACACCAUGAUCGUGACCAUCAUCUUCCUCAGCGGCGGCGAGCUGUCUGAGCAGAAGCUACGGCGGCAUCUGAACCGCCUCAACGCCGAGGCGAACGUGGCGGUGGAGAAGACGGAGGACGUGCUGAAGCGUAUGCAGACGCAGGGCUACGUCGUGCGCAAAGUGCAGAAGAACGCGGGGACGCAGGCGCAGGACGGCAGUGAGGACAUUACGUGGCUCAUUGGCCCGCGCGGGCUCGAGGAGAUUGGUGCCGAGGGAGCGGCGGGCAUGGUGCGUUCUGUCUGGGCCGACCAGGCUGAUGCGGACCUGGAGAAGAAGAUUGGGGCGAGUUUUGGGAUUCGCCCGGCUCAGGAUGGGGAUGGGGAUGGGGAUGUGGAUAUGUCACAGGCUGAAGCUGGGCCCUCGCAUUGA
Molecule: messenger RNA, 891 nt
Organism: Colletotrichum lupini
Lineage: Eukaryota; Fungi; Ascomycota; Sordariomycetes; Glomerellales; Glomerellaceae
Product: MAGE family protein
Exons: 3
Coding region: 1-891 (296 amino acids)
Biological process (GO): DNA repair
Cellular component (GO): nucleus
Source: RefSeq, a predicted model, not a curated record